CAUGUUUGAAAUUUCAGUAAUGGUUUAAGUGUUCUUCGUUUACAUCUUAAUCGUUUAUACAUCGAUUGUUAUUAUAAUCAUUUUUUAAUAAGGCUCAGCCGGCAAAAUAUUAUAAAAUGAAGGAAAUGGUCCAAGAUCCAAAAGAUGGUCAACAAAUAGUACGAAUUAUUGCUAGUCGAGGUAACUAUCUCCACGAAGUUGAAACAGCUGUAAGUAUGCUCACAAAAUUCAGAAAAAACGUUUGGGUUAAACGAUGCGAUUUCAUUCUAGUGAUACCAAUUAAAAACGGCGAUAAAGUUAAAGCAGAGAUUUGUAAGAUCUUAACAGCCGAACAUAUCAAGGAAUAUCAAGCAGCAAUUUGAAAAUGAAAGUACAAGUUCAGAAGAUGACAGCUAACUUAAAUGCUUCGCAAUUUACAUAGCAAAAUAUGCAGAUUACGUAUUUUUAAUAUCUACCAUAACUCGCAAUAGUAACUGAAAUCAACGGCUCGUUCUCGCACUUCUUUAACAUGUUGAAACCCCGUGCCAGCCAAGCCAUGCUGCAUUAAUAUGGGUAAAGACUUUUCAUUCGAGCUGCAACAGUAUAUCCUACGAUACCAUAUGCACAGGAAGACUUUGGGGCAUUGAAUAUUCCGCUUCAGUGUCGAUGUAGAUAGCACUCCUGUAUUAGGCCGUGACUUUGUGCGCUUGGGAUUGUGCAAGCAAUGAAAUCGCGGCGUUGAAACGGUUCGGAAUGGCAUUUGCAGUCAAUUCUAAUGGUAGCCACUUUCACUCCUUUUGGAUUCUCCCGUCGCUUGCACAGUUCUAGAAACCAUUGAUUCAUCAACUGCUAAGCUGUUCGAAAGUGCUUUGAGAGCUUCAACUGGAUUUUCGGCCAAUAUAUCUUGCAAUUCAUUGUCUUCGAACUUUUCUGGUCGUCCAGGCCGUUCUUUGUCAUUGACUUCAAAGUCAUCAUUUUUAAAUCGCUGAAAUCAAAACCAAUAAUUCGGACAUGAUAGAGCAAGCAAACAGAACAAAGCUUUGAAGUUUAAAAAUGUAAUUUUGUGCGCUCCAUGAUUAGCGUCUGCAUACGCCGAAUAACUC
Messenger RNA from Glossina fuscipes, 1082 nucleotides. Its product is annotated as probable RNA-binding protein EIF1AD. Gene Ontology annotation, molecular function: RNA binding; translation initiation factor activity. The transcript has 5 exons. Gene Ontology annotation, biological process: translational initiation. The coding region runs from base 117 to 362 and encodes 81 amino acids. Gene Ontology annotation, cellular component: nucleus. The record is from RefSeq and is a predicted model, not a curated record. Lineage: Eukaryota; Metazoa; Arthropoda; Insecta; Diptera; Glossinidae.